AUGGUAAACCCCUACAGCGACCACGAGCAUACUGAAGGCCGCACCAGGAUUGUCUCUCUCCCACUUGCACAACAAGCCAAGGUGAUCGUCCCCCUUCUCUUGUACUCCUUCAUCGGCCGAUUCGACGAAGACGGCCCCAUCUAUCAGAUGAAAGACAGCAACAUGCCCUGGGCACCAUGGACUUGGAGUACCGAUAAUCCGGCCCUGGCCGAGGCGGUCUCUGCUCGACUGCGCGCCAUCGGUGUGCGGGAGGAGCUGUGUCAGGUUUCGGAGUCGGAUCCCGAAAUGACCAAGACUGCGCAGAAAAAGUGGGACAGGAUGCGACGGGAGCUGGAAGCGGCCGUUCCUUUUCUCCCCGAGGAUCAGUUUGAGGGCGAAGUGGACCAGAGCUGUAAUUUCUGUGGGUUUACGCCGUCGUUGGACUAUAGCUUUCAGCGAUGUGCUCGUUGCAAGUGGGCUUAUUAUUGCAGUCGGGAUUGUCAAAAGGCGGAUUGGAGCUCUCAUAAACAGGAUUGCUGUCCGACGACUUCAUGA
Penicillium diatomitis is the source of this 534-nucleotide messenger RNA. RefSeq names its product zinc finger MYND domain-containing protein. The coding region runs from base 1 to 534 and encodes 177 amino acids. Gene Ontology annotation, biological process: regulation of transcription by RNA polymerase II. Gene Ontology annotation, molecular function: DNA-binding transcription factor activity, RNA polymerase II-specific. Lineage: Eukaryota; Fungi; Ascomycota; Eurotiomycetes; Eurotiales; Aspergillaceae. Gene Ontology annotation, cellular component: nucleus. The transcript has a single exon. The record is from RefSeq and is a predicted model, not a curated record.